UUAUUUUAUUUAUAAUUUUUUAUAUUUUUCUAUCGAUUAAUUAUCUAAUCUCUAAACAAACGAAAGCAUUAGCCAACCAAAGUCAGAUCUCUCCACUUUAAAGGAAGUCGCUGGAUGACCAAUCAGGAAGAUCUUCCAUUUUUAGCAACGUGUGGUCUUCAUUCUGUUUACUUUUUUUGUUGUUAUCAAUCAAUCUUAACCUGGAGUCUCCCAGCGCCGAGAUAUGACCCGCAAGGAAGAUUUCAAAAAAUAUAAACUUGUACCAAUUGUAACGGGUGGUAAAAAAAAUAUCCUCACCGGAAAUAUAGAAUAUCCUCCGCUAAUAAAAAAACGGAUGAUUAUACGCGAUAUAUUUGCCAGUGUGUAAUGUACCACUACAUAAACUGAUCAUCGUUUCAAACGAUAUCAUACUUUAUAAAAAUACUAAAAUACAUUCAUUUUUAAUUUCACGUUUAAGUUAUGUUAUUUAUCUUCAAUUAUCUUUAAUAUUAUUUAUUUUCAAUAUCUAUUACAUAUCUUUCUUGCAUAAACUACAAAAAAUAAUUGUUAUAUACUUUUAAUUUCAUGUUUUGUAUACACAACAAGUAAUACAAGAUCGUUACCACUAAAUAUAAUUAUCCAUAAAAAUAAUUUUUAAAUAUUCUUUGUCUUUCAAAUAGUCUGCGUUACUUGCGAAGAAUCGCGCGGUAGAUAGCGUACAGUUUGGUGUGUUGCAGCGAUUGGCUAAGUGUUAAAACAUUAAACUAUAUUAAAAAUCACAAUAAAUAUAAAAUUAAACAUAAUUUAUAUGAUAAAGUUAGAAUAUUAUUUACAACAAUGUGUAAUGUAGAGGAAUUAAUGACUGAUAUUUAUAAUACUUUAUUACAAAUAAAAUAUCCAAAAAUUACAACAGUUAUGGCAAACAACGUAGAAAUAACAAUUCUAAGUGGAAAAAAUCGACUUUCAUUAUUAUCUUGGCUUUUAGCUGAAAAGUCCCCACUGAUAGCUUCCAAAUUUCAAAAAUUAAAAGGCGCUGCUUUAGAAGGGAAAUUGUCCAUGGAAAGAACAACUUCCAACUUUGAGAUUAUUAUUAGAUUUUAUAAAAUGUUUAUUUCUUCAGUCUUCUGAUACUAAAUGCAAUGAAAAAGAAUCCAUUGACGAUAUAUUAAAUGUUUAUAUCAAUGAAGAUCCAAAUACAUUCUUGUGUAAUAUUGAACCAAAAUUAAAUUAUUCUGAAUCUAUGCAAUAUUUUGAAAAUUUGCAGAGUAAUCUAAAUAAACAUGAAGAAUCAUCACCUAUUUGUAAAUCUGAAAAUGAAGACCAUGUAAUGGAACAGGUUUCAGAAGAUGAAAAGGAAGCUAAUGAUCAUAAUCUAGAUUUGUUAUUUAAUGAAGAAAAAAAAAAUUUUAUGGAAGCAUAUUCAUCUGUUGAUUCAUGGUUAAAAUUUAAUAUGAAAAGUGUAAAGAAUAACUCAUACUCCAUGGAUGCUGAUAUCAACAAUAUAUAUACAAAUUUUUCUUCUUUAAUACAGUUUCUACAAGCAAAGGAAGAAAUAUUGAGUACCAAUAUACCAAAAGAGACAAAAAAAUUAAAUACUCCAUUAAAUGAAAUUAUUGGAAAUACUGUUACACAUACUGAAGAAGCUACGAAUAUAUGCAUGGAUACUUGUUAA
This is a messenger RNA of Heterotrigona itama, 1651 nucleotides long. The record is from the annotation of a GenBank genome assembly. Lineage: Eukaryota; Metazoa; Arthropoda; Insecta; Hymenoptera; Apidae.